AUGAAUUCGUUAAUUGUGACCAGAGGGGUUGAAGAAACAUUUCCUGGGCUUCCCAGAACGCUGUUAGGUCAUCAGAAUGGUGUCACAGCGGUUGCAUUCUCUCCAGAUGGCAUGAGAAUCGUGUCUGGCUCUGGGGACAAGACAAUUCAACAGUGGGACGUAGAGACUGGCCAGCCAAUGGGAGAAGCCCUCCGAGGUCAUGAAGAAUCAGUCAACGCUGUCGCAUUCUCACCAGAUGGCACGCGAAUCGUCUCUGGCUCUGACGACAAGACAAUUCGACAGUGGGAUGCAGAGACUGGCCAGCCAAUGGGAGAGCCCCUCCGAGGUCAUAAAUUUGCAGUCAACGCUGUCGCAUUCUCACCAGAUGGCGCGCGAAUCGUCUCUGGCUCAAAGGACAGGACAAUUCGACAAUGGGAUGCAGAGACUGGCCAGCCAGUGGAAGAGCCCCUCCGAGGUCAUGAAGAAUCAGUCAACACUGUCGCAUUCUCACCAGAUGGCACGCGAAUCGUCUCUGGUUCUGACGACAGGACAAUUCGACAGUGGGAUGCAGAGACUGGCCAGCCAGUGGGAGAGCCCCUCCGAGGUCAUGAAGAAUCAGUCAACGCUCUCGCAUUCUCACCAGAUGGCGCGCGAAUCGUCUCUGGCUCAAAGGACAGGACAAUUCGACAGUGGGAUGCAGAGACUGGCCAGCCAGUGGGAGAGCCCCUCCGAGGUCAUAAAUUUACAGUCAACGCUGUCGCACUCUCACCAGAUGGCACGCAAAUCUUCUCUGGCUCUUUGGACAGGACAAUUCGACAGUGGGAUGCUGAGACUGGCCAGCCAGUGGGAGAGCCCCUCCGAGGUCAUGAAGACUCAGUCAAUGCUGUCGCAUUCUCACCAGAUGGCACGCGAAUCGUCUCUGGUUCUGACGACAGGACAAUUCGACAGUGGGAUGCAGAGACUGGCCAGCCAGUGGGAGAGCCCCUCCGAGGUCAUGAAGAAUCAGUCAACGCUGUCGCAUUCUCACCAGAUGGCACGCGAAUCGUCUCUGGCUCUUUGGACAGGACAAUUCGACAGUGGGAUGCAGAGACUGGCCAGCCAAUGGGAGAGCCCCUCCGAGGUCAUGAAUACUCAGUCAACGCUGUUGCAUGCUCUCCAGAUGGCACGCGAAUCGUCUCUGGCUCUUGGGACAGGACAAUUCGACAAUGGGAUGCAGAGACUGGCCAGCCAGUGGGAGAGCCCCUCCGAGGUCAUGAAGGCUCAGUCAACGCUCUCGCAUUCUCACCAGAUGGCGCGCGAAUCAUCUCUGGCUCUUUGGACAGGACAAUUCGACAGUGGGAUGCAGAGACUGGCCAGCCAGUGGGAGAGCCCCUCCGAGGUCAUGAAGACUCAGUCAACGCCGUUGCAUGCUCUCCAGAUGGCACGCGAAUCGUCUCUGGCUCUUGGGACAAGACAAUUCAACAGUGGGACGCAGAGACUGGCCAGCCAAUGGGAGAGCCCCUCCGAGGUCAUGAAGAAUCAGUCAGCGCUGUCGCAUUCUCACCAGAUGGCGCGCGAAUCGUCUCUGGCUCUUUGGACAGGACAAUUCGACAGUGGGAUGCAGAGACUGGCCAGCCAGUGGGAGAGCCCCUCCGAGGUCAUGAAGAAUCAGUCAACGCUCUCGCAUUCUCACCAGAUGGCGCGCGAAUCGUCUCUGGCUCUGACGAUAAGACAAUUCGACAGUGGGAUGCAGAGACUGGCCAGCCAGUGGGAGAGCCCCUCCGAGGUCAUGAAGAAUCAGUCAACGCUGUCACAUUCUCACGAGAUGGCACGCGAAUCGUUUCUGGCUCUUGGGACAAGAUAAUUCAACAGUGGGAUGCAGAGACUGGCCAGCCAAUAGGAGAGCCCCUCCAAGGUCAUGAAGGCUCAGUCAACGCUCUCGCAUUCUCACCAGAUGGCACACAAGUUGUCUCUGGCUCCAUUGGUAGGACAAUUCAAAUCUCGAGCUUGGACAAUGUAUAG
Molecule: messenger RNA, 1980 nt
Organism: Serendipita indica DSM 11827
Lineage: Eukaryota; Fungi; Basidiomycota; Agaricomycetes; Sebacinales; Serendipitaceae
Source: the annotation of a GenBank genome assembly